This is a messenger RNA of Heterobilharzia americana, 1896 nucleotides long. The record is from the annotation of a GenBank genome assembly. Lineage: Eukaryota; Metazoa; Platyhelminthes; Trematoda; Strigeidida; Schistosomatidae.
AUGAGGCAUCAAGUAAUAUGGGUCGCUGUGGAACAAAUACUGGGAAAUCGUAAAUUAAAGAGCUCCAAGAUAACAAAAGCUGUCAGUGAAGCCAUAAAUUCUUUUUCAUCAAACAACAAAGAAAUUGUUGAACAAGAGUAUUUUGUCAAGUUUGUGGAUCAGUCUUAUUGGCAUUGUGCGUGGAUGAGCGGAGCAGUACUGUUUACUCUUAAUCCAAGUAAAACACGUGCUUACUUCAGAGCUAAACAGAGUGCUCAUAAUUUAACUACGCUCUCGAACAUUCGCACAUCCACUUUGAAUGAUGAUGAUAACCAGAUUGAGAAUUCAGAAAGCAAUGAACAUAAAGCUAAGGAUUCACCGUAUGGUGAUACUUCAAAAUGCACUAAAGCUGAAUGUAAACUUACGACACUGAUUUCUCAUUCGAGUGAAGAGGAAAGUGAUGAUGAAGACAACUUAAGUAAAUGGAAUAAGGAUGUCGAACUGGAUGUUAACGAAUGGAUUGCUAAUUAUCCCAAGCGUGCUGGUUCACGUCGCCGCUAUCUCCUUCGGUGGGGUGUUGAAAGUUAUACGCUAGUCCCUGAACGUGUUUUGGCUAUUGGUGAAGUUUUUACUCCUGAAAAAUUUAAAAAGGUUGGAGAAGCAGAUCCCAAAAUAAAGUAUAAUCGACCGCCUAGCAAGAUGAAGUGGCCUGAAUAUAGAGAAGUCCUUGUCAAGUGGUUACAUUUGCCGUAUGUUCAUGCAACUUGGGAAACAGUCGAGUCAGAUUUACUGACUUUAGACUCUCCUGCAGCCUGUGGCAAAAGUCAAAAUAGUUUGUAUGAAGUUCUCGACCCAUGUGGGCGUAAUUUAUUACCACGGCUGGUGCGUCGACAUAUUAUUCGAUUAACCAAUAUAUAUUGCUCUCGCGUUGCAACAAUGCUGUGUGAUGCCUACGGAAAUCAGCUUACACCAGGAAGGAAGACUAGGAGUUCAGAAGGUUGGAAAUCCAAAUGGAUGGGUGAACAACCUACUUAUCUCUCCCCAAUUCAUCAUGGUGUUCUUCAUCCGUAUCAAAUGGAAGGCGUUAGAUGGCUCUGGCACGCAUAUCAUAAUAGUGUAAAUGCUAUUUUAGCUGAUGAAAUGGGUCUGGGCAAGACUGUGCAAGUGAUAGCCUUGCUUUAUUCACUUUGGAAAGAAGAAAAUGAUUACGGCCCGUUCAUCAUAAUGGCACCUUUAUCAACUUUGCAAAAUUGGGAAAGGGAAUUUUCCAUUUGGGCACCCGAUUUCUACAUAGUUGUCUACAGUGGUGACAAACAGAUACGUUCCAUGCUUCGGGAGUAUGAAUUUCGCUUACGAAAUGCUGGUGGAAUACCUGCUUUUCAUGUGCUAAUAACUAGCCAUGAAUUAGCUUGCAUAGAUCGCGCAUUUUUGAAGAGUUUUGAUUGGAGUGUCUUAGUUGUUGAUGAAGCUCAUCGAUUGAAGAAUAAACAGUCUCGCGUGAGUAAAACUUUUGAGUCAUUUUUGUAUCCUAUACUCCGAAUUAUCGAAGUAGUCCUAGCUAUUUUCAGAGAUACUAGUCAGUAUCAAACUAAGUUCAAAAUUCUUUUGACUGGAACACCAUUGCAAAAUAAUUUGGAAGAAUUGUUUCACUUAUUGAAUUUUGUUGAACCAAAAAAGUUUACUGAUUUCAGAGCAUUGAGUGAACAAUGGGCUGAAAUGCCUAAAGCUGACCGCAUUAAGCAUCUUCAUGAUUUACUCAAGCAUCAUUUAUUGAGACGUCUAAAAGCUGAUGUCAUUCAGGAUUUGCCAAAAAAGACAGAAAUUGUUGUACCAGUAGAUAUGACUUUGCUUCAAAGACGCCUUUAUAAGUACAUACUACAAAUAAUUAUGAAGAAUUACGGUGCGGCAAUCUUAUGA